AUACCGUAGAUGAAAGACGAUUUGAUGUUACAUCAUUUGUAGGCUUAUUAAAUACUUCCAAAUCGUGAACAAACGUCAAUCUGGCAUGGAAAUAUUAUAUUUUAGCAUCAAUUACUACAAAAUAAGGCCACGGUGAACGUGAUCCACCAACUUCAUGAAAGGUGUUCCACUUUAUUUUGCUUUCAUUUGGUUUUUAGACGUAAAGUCUCAUUACACCUACAGUUUCAGUGUACAAUAAUCUUAUUUAUGACAGGAAGAGUGCGUUGGUUUUUACGUGGGAAAGGUUACUGCACGUUGACUCUUGUGGUAAGGAUAAAAUGCAUACUCGGACACCCUUAAAUCAAUUGGGUAGGAAGCUUUUUCAAUUGUUUUCAUUAGUGCCUAUUGUAACAUUGGCAGAGCCAAGAUCUAGCGUGAAAUUGCCGCCGCCUCCGCCACCAAGGAAUUUUGAAGGAAUUAAAACUGCUUUCAAAAGUCAUAAAAUAAUUCCGGACUUACUUUCCGUUGCACCAAAAUAUACCCUCGAGGUGACCUUUAAGAAGGAGUACUAUGUUGAUUUCGGAAAUUACAUUGAGCCCGCUGCAUGGAAACAAAGACCGACAAAAGUACAUUUUGCCGAAGCCAAAAAAGAUCGCAUGUACGUUCUCGUUAUGGCGGGACUUGACUUUCCGACCCGAGAAAGGCCAGAGGGAAGAGAAUGGUGGUACUGGGUUCUUGGAGAUUUGUUAGGAGGGCCUGGAGCUAAAGGAAAGGAUGUCAUGGUAUACGUAGGACCCGAUGAAAUGAAUAUACAUUCAGGCUUGCAUCGCAUUGUAUUCUUACUGAUGGAGCAGUUAGAUGGGCGAGUACUAUACGAAGGGAAACACUUAGCCUCUACGGCUUGCGAAAGCAGACGAUCGUGCCACAAUACGACAGAAUUCAUGGUAAAGUACAAUUUAACUGCACCAGUUGCUGGAAAUUUUUUCACUUCUGGAUUCAUAAAAUCAACCAAAGAGCCUCAAACAUCUUGACUACUGACUAUUAAAAAUGUACGUCCUUCCAUUGAGACUAUUUAUUUAGCCCUCUAUGGCAUUAAUUUAAGUUGGAUCUUGGAUUCUGGGGGAUGAAAAUCUAUGUCGUAGCUUUUAUAAAAAUGUUGGUAAACAUUUUUCAAAAAAAAAAUGAUAAAAAUUUGCAACAUCAUGCUACAAAAGAAUACUUUAGUUUUUGAAAAAAAAAAUUAAAACACGCGUUUUCAGAAAUGAGUGACCCGAUUACAUAUCGGGUAGUUUCUUUCUUUACUGCUUAGCCGAAGCAUGAUUACACUCAUACCCUCAUUGUUAGAGUUUUGUGGAGACGAAAAUGAAAAUGACAUGCUUAACUUUCCUGAGUUAUUCGACAAAUGUGUAUUACUGUGGUUGAAUAUCUUUAUCGGAUGAACAAGCGAUUAUACAUUGCGCUUUAAAUUUCAUUCUUUUCGCUGUGACAUGAAGACGAAAUACAUUCUUAAAAAAAACUCA
Bemisia tabaci is the source of this 1499-nucleotide messenger RNA. RefSeq names its product protein D3. The record is from RefSeq and is a predicted model, not a curated record. Lineage: Eukaryota; Metazoa; Arthropoda; Insecta; Hemiptera; Aleyrodidae.